AUGUCUACUCUUCCAUUAACAUAUAAAUACUUUCUCGGUGGUGCUGCUGCCGGUGGUUUCUUAGCGUACUCUUACCAAAAGACUGCUCAAAAGACCCUCGUUGCUCAAUUGCGUGAUGAAUAUGAUGAAAAGUUUUCUGAUGUUUCAAAGGCUGCUUUCAAUAAGGCUAGACAAGCAACCGAUUCGACAAAAAGCGCAUUGAUCCACACCAAGGAUUACACUGCUGACUCGCUCAAAUCUACCAUCAACGAUGCAAGAGACUCGUUCAAGUCAACUAUCGAUAAUUCCAAGGAAGCUAUUGAUUCGAAGGUUAAAGAUGCUAAGGAUACUGUUGACUCCACUAUUGAACAAUCUAAGGAUACGGUAGAAUCAAAAUACAACAAUGCAAAGGAUUCAGUCCAAUCAACAUAUAAUGAUGCAAAGAAUACUGCUGAGGCUUCUUACAAAGACUCUAAAAACGCCGUCGAGGAUAAAUCACAAGAAGUCAAGUCAUCAUGGUUAAGCUGGACAACUUCCAACAAAGAUGACCCUGAAUUAAGAAAGCAAGAGUUGGAUAAAAGAUUGAAACAUUCAUUAUCUGGUUUUGGUGAAAACGCUCAAUUUUUUGCUGAAGAGCAAUUUUCAGACGCUUCCGACUUGCUUCAAAAAACCAAAAACAAAUACUAUGAAACAAAAGCAAACACUGAAGAUUUAAUAAAUCAGCAAGUUGAAAAAGCCAAGGAAGAUUUUGAUUCUGCCAAAAAAGAAUUGGAUUCUUUCACUACCCAUUGGUACCAAUUUGGCAGAAAAGUCGAUGAAAAUGCUAAGCAAAAAGCACAAAAACAAUAUGAAUAUGCUGAAAAUGUUUACAACAACGCAAAGUAUGAGUUAGACCACUUCAAGAAUGCUGUUUAUAAAUCUGCUGAUACCUUUAAAAACGAAUAUAGCAAGCAUUAA
Molecule: messenger RNA, 936 nt
Organism: Ascoidea rubescens DSM 1968
Lineage: Eukaryota; Fungi; Ascomycota; Saccharomycetes; Ascoideales; Ascoideaceae
Exons: 1
Coding region: 1-936 (311 amino acids)
Source: RefSeq, a predicted model, not a curated record